AUGCUGAAAAAUUCACCCCGCUCCAUCCCUACCCCCCAUCCCAUCUCAACCCCCAUCCCCCUGCUGCACUCGUCUCACUCCCACCACCCCCACCAAACCCGCCAUCACAUUUCGCUACGCUCCUCGAGUCCUCCACCCCCCCCUGCCUAUCAUCCCCAUCCCCCUCGGCCCCCACCACUCAAACUUCCACCAUCCCCAUCUCUCCCCAUCAUCACUCCCCCUCCCGAUAAAUCCCCCUCUUUCCCUCAUGUCCCAAUUCCCAUCUCCCACAUCCCACCGCCGCUUUCUUCCCUCUCCCCACGUCCUCGCACCCCCCGUCUCAAUCCUGCUCCCCCUCCCUCCUGA
Messenger RNA from Dicrocoelium dendriticum, 345 nucleotides. The record is from the annotation of a GenBank genome assembly. NCBI's taxonomy places the organism in Eukaryota, Metazoa, Platyhelminthes, Trematoda, Plagiorchiida, Dicrocoeliidae.